Molecule: messenger RNA, 1865 nt
Organism: Arachis stenosperma
Lineage: Eukaryota; Viridiplantae; Streptophyta; Magnoliopsida; Fabales; Fabaceae
Product: thaumatin-like protein 1b
Exons: 3
Coding region: 229-1191 (320 amino acids)
Biological process (GO): defense response
Cellular component (GO): extracellular region
Source: RefSeq, a predicted model, not a curated record
CGGUAAAGACUAUUAUUAUUGGAGCUAACUCAGCUAAGAAACAGUGAAGUGAGUCAGCAAACAGAAACCCGAAAAUUACACAAGCAAGAAAAAAAAAAAGCAAAAAUAAAGAACCAAAACACCACUCAACUUGAUUGACACACAGAAAAUAAAGUGAAAUUCUGUGAUCUGAUGAAAUCAAAGCUUUGAUCUUUGCUGUUAAACUAAGCCAAUCUUCCAUCCCUCCCAAUGGGUCGCCUUGUCCUCUUUCUCACUAUCAUCGUCUUCUUCGCAUUCUCUUUCUUCUCAGAGGUACAAUCAGCGUCGUUCAGGAUUAUUAACAAGUGCCGCCACCCAAUAUGGCCGGGGCUUCUCUCCGGCGCCACCUCGCCGCCGCUACCGACCACCGGCUUUCUCCUCAGCGCCGGAAGAUCGAGGACAAUCACCAUCCCAAGGUCCUGGUCGGGUCGGAUUUGGGCAAGGACACUCUGCGGCCAAGACUCCGACGGAAAGUUCUCGUGCGUCACCGCAGACUGUGGCUCCGGCAAGGUGGAGUGUGGUGGCGGCGGAGCAAAGCCGCCGGCAACAUUGGCGGAGUUCACUCUCAACGGAGCUGACGGGCUUGACUUCUAUGACGUGAGCCUGGUCGACGGUUACAACCUUCCGAUGCUGAUCGUGGCUCAGGGAGGGACGAGAGGAGGGUGCAGCGCCACCGGGUGCCUGGUGGACUUGAACGGUGCGUGUCCUUCAGAUCUGAGAGUGGCGCGUGGGAAUGGAACUAAAAGUGGUAGAGGUGGUGGGGUCGCGUGCAGAAGCGCGUGUGAGGCGUUUGGGGACCCAAGGUAUUGUUGCAGUGAGGCUUACUCUACGCCUGACACGUGUGGCCCUUCGGCUUACUCGCUUUACUUCAAACACGCUUGCCCACGCGCGUAUAGCUACGCGUAUGAUGACAAAACCAGCACUUACACGUGUGCUUCCGCUAAUUACUUAAUCAUUUUCUGCCCUUUGCCUUACACCAGCCAAAAGGUGCUUGGAGCAAGAAAAGAUGGCGCGCCGCUUCCUCUGGUAAACAAAACUAUGAUGUACUUAUCAAGGCCACACUCUGGCAGUUCUUCAUCCUCAGGUCCGACCCGAACACAGAGUAUUGUAGCUUAUGUUGUGGCCAUCGCGGUGGCAUUUUUCCUCUUCUGCCCUUGUUUACAUGCCUUAUGAUGACUUCCCUUUUGCAUGGACAAUUCAGGCAGAUAGUGAGGCUCAAUCUUAGUUCUACCAACUGUAAGAGCUCUUCAAUCUUCAUUAAAGUAUCAAAUGGCUGGUGCUGAUUCCACUCAAUCAUGCAGGACUUGAAGGAUAUGAUGUAGGAAACAUUGUAAAUUUCUUUUAACUUUUUUAUGUCAUAUCGUUUCUUUGACGUUAACAUUGCAAUAUCCUCUAUUCCGAUUUUUAUGAUGAGAGAGGCUUCAAGAGUUUCCAAGUAGUAGUACUCUGGAGUCGGAUUUUGCAAGUUAUGAGAGGCUCUAUGGUACUUCAGACUUUAUAUAACUACAACAAAGUACUGUGUACAUUGAAGUUUAUGGAUUGAUGUUUUGUGCAGAGUUCUUCGAUCAGUAUUAAAUUUUAAAUUUAUACGAUAGAAACGCUUGAAGCCAAUGGAUUUGCAUGAGUAUCAAUGUAUCAUUGUUAAAAGUUUCCACCAAUGCCCAUACUGGAGGAAUGGGAAAUAAUGUUUGCAUUACUUUUUGGGUUAUGGGAGCAAUGGACUUAUCAUGUUACACGGGUCUUCAUGCUAGUCUUAAAGUGUGGCCCAUUCUUUGGUCCGAAAAGCAUGGCCCCAUUAGUAUAUAUCUAAUGGAUCAUAGAUAAAUGAGUAAAUGACUUAAAAAAAC